GUUUGCGGAGGAAGAAAGCAUGGGUGCGGGAGCAAGUGCCGAGGACAAAAAGUCAAAGGAGUUGGAAAAACAACUCCAAGAAGAUGCUGAUAAGGAGUCUAAAACUGUCAAGCUAUUACUGCUUGGCGCUGGUGAGUCAGGGAAAAGCACCAUCGUAAAACAAAUGAAGAUUCUGCAUCAAGGUGGUUACACAAAAGAGGAACAGCUGGAGUUUAGAGCGAUCAUCUAUGGCAACAUCCUGCAGUCUGCUCUGGCUAUCAUCAGAGGCAUGGAGAUGCUGGGGAUCGGUUUUGGCUCGGGAUCUGGACAGGAAGAUGCACAGAAGCUGCAGAACUUGUCAGACUCCAUUGAGGAAGGCACAAUGCCUCCUGAGCUGGCUGAUGUUAUCCAGAAGCUGUGGAAAGACUCUGGUGUGCAGGCUGGCUUCGAGAGAGCUGCUGAGUACCAACUGAACGACUCUGCUGGCUACUACCUCAAUGAAAUGGACAGAAUCUGCAAGCCAGACUACCUCCCCACUGAGCAGGAUGUGCUGCGAUCUCGAGUCAAAACAACUGGUAUCAUUGAAGAACAGUUCUCCUGCAAAGAGUUGCACUUCAGGAUGUUUGAUGUGGGUGGCCAGAGGUCAGAGAGAAAGAAGUGGAUCCAUUGUUUCGAGGGUGUGACCUGCAUCAUCUUCUGCGGAGCUCUCAGUGCAUACGACAUGGUGCUCGUAGAGGACGACGAAGUGAACCGCAUGCACGAAUCCCUCCAUCUAUUCAACAGUAUCUGCAACCACAGAUUCUUUGCACUGACCUCCAUCGUGCUUUUCCUCAACAAGAAGGAUCUCUUUGAAGAGAAGAUCAAGAAAGUCCAUCUGAGUAUCUGCUUCCCAGACUACGAUGGCCCCAACACGUACGAUGACGCCAGCAACUACAUCAAGCUGCAGUUCUUGGAGCUUAACAUGAAGAAGGGUGUGAAAGAAAUCUACUGCCACAUGACCUGUGCCACAGACACAAAGAACGUCGAGAUUGUGUUCAACGCUGUGACAGACAUCAUCAUCAAAGAAAACCUAAAAGAUUGCGGUCUUUUCUAAGCAGCUCCAGAGUGAAAAGAGAACUUCCUUUCCUACCUUAACCCCUCACACAUUGGCAUUAACUGAGAAGUGUACUGACGGAGCACAGAGGAUCCUCAGUUUGUUGUGUUCAUGGCAUCGCUUCCACGCCAAGUCCCAGUCCUGGUCCUUGACUGCUCCCAGCACCUCAACAACAGUACAUCCCUGCAACACAGUGCACGUCCAGCUGGGUUGAAACAACAAUCAAGUCGCUACAUCGUUGUUGUGGACAUACAGCUUUCUACAAGAUUCUUCAGUUUUUCUAAAGUACAGUAUUUAUGUAACACCAGAA
This is a messenger RNA of Toxotes jaculatrix (banded archerfish), 1382 nucleotides long. It is a transcript of the gene gnat2, whose product is annotated as guanine nucleotide binding protein (G protein), alpha transducing activity polypeptide 2. Bases 20 to 1072 code for a protein of 350 amino acids. Gene Ontology annotation, biological process: detection of chemical stimulus involved in sensory perception of bitter taste; adenylate cyclase-modulating G protein-coupled receptor signaling pathway. Lineage: Eukaryota; Metazoa; Chordata; Actinopteri; Toxotidae. The record is from RefSeq and is a predicted model, not a curated record. Gene Ontology annotation, cellular component: photoreceptor outer segment; photoreceptor inner segment; heterotrimeric G-protein complex. Gene Ontology annotation, molecular function: GTPase activity; G-protein beta/gamma-subunit complex binding; G protein-coupled receptor binding. The transcript is spliced from 9 exons.